AUGUCGGGUUUUGGCAGAGAAUGUGCAUGUUAUGGCUGUUCGAAUGCUCAAUAUUCCAAAGAUGGCGGAACGUCGGGGCUGAGUUUGUUCAAGUUUCCACAAAAAAAUCCGCAAAGAGAUCGUUGGUGCAACCUGAUUAAAAGGCAGCACGGAAGAGAUGGUUUUUCAGUCAAUAAUCUGACUUUAAUUUGCGAAGAACAUUUCCGAAAGGAAGACAUUUACAGGCCUCCCGGAGGUACACAAAGCCGUUUGAGAGAAGGAGCAGAACCUUCGAUUUUCCCUUGGAAAUCGAGUGAAGUCAAGCCUCAGCGACGUGUUUUAGUAAGGCAAACAAACAAUCCCGAACCAUCCGUCACGACUGAAUCACUGUCGGUGUCUACAAAGACUGAUGUAAACUUGGAUGAAAUGGAAAUAGAAGAUGCUGCGAAUGUCGUAACUGUUAGUAGUGAAAACUCUAACAUGCAUGUUGUCGAACCCACUGUAGUCGGACCAAUCAAACCUCGUUAUCAAAAAAAAGCAGUUCAAACAGAAAUUGAAAGUGAUUCACCUGAGACUAACUCCACUCAAGAGCACAGUUACUCUUUCUCCUUUGCCAGCAAAAGAGAUACAUUUGGUGAGCAGGAGGACUAUAUCAAAAAAAUAGAAGACAAAUUGGAAAAACAAACUGCUAUCAUUCAUGAUCUUCAGUCUCAAGUAGGUGUUCUGAAAAAACAGCUGGAGGAGUAUGAAAGAAAGAAAUUCAGCAUUGAAAAAUUCAAGGAUGAUGACAGUGCCAUUCUAUUUUAUACGGGGUUCCCUAAUUACAAUGCUUUGGUGGCGGUGUAUGAGUACCUCGAACCAAAAGUUGGAAAGCUACAGUACUGGAAUGGACAGCUUGCUCCUGACACUAAAGCAUACUAA
Messenger RNA from Actinia tenebrosa (Australian red waratah sea anemone), 900 nucleotides. RefSeq lists its product as uncharacterized. NCBI's taxonomy places the organism in Eukaryota, Metazoa, Cnidaria, Anthozoa, Actiniaria, Actiniidae. The record is from RefSeq and is a predicted model, not a curated record.